AUGCCACUUUUUGGCUGGACAAAAUGGCCCAAAUACAAUUCCUACAGACCCAACCGCCGCCCUGGCUCAGAGGCAGCGACAAAGAUGCUGCUUCGGGAAUUACAAUGGCAUCUAAAGGAGAGAGAGAGACGCGUACAAGAGAUCGCAGAUGAGCAAAACGGGAAAGAAACAGGUGUGGAUGACAGCAGGCUGCGAGACCGCCAGAUCCCCCGCACAGCCAUCCCCGCCACCGCGCAAGGGCAGCUUGAAGCUCUGUGCGCGCAGCUGCGGCCCUGCCAGGCGGGGGCCGUGCUCAGCAGAUUUCGAGAAGUUCUGGCAGAAAAUGAUGUGCUGCCCUGGGAAAUCGUCUACAUCUUCAAGCAGGUUCUCGAAGAUGCCCUGGGCAGCCCUGAGAACGGCGGGCAGCCAGGGGGCCUGGCCGCGGGGGGCCCCGCUCACCCCGCGUGCCCCGGGGACCACGCCCGGAGCUCGGACAAGGACGAGAUUCCCACCAUUUCCAGCUACGUGGACCGAAAGACGGAGAACAGGCCCCCGGCGUCUGCGCCCAGCACGUGGGACCUGCCGCAGCACCGCCCGGCGCCCUGA
Pteronotus mesoamericanus is the source of this 585-nucleotide messenger RNA. RefSeq names its product RD3 like (gene RD3L). NCBI's taxonomy places the organism in Eukaryota, Metazoa, Chordata, Mammalia, Chiroptera, Mormoopidae. The record is from RefSeq and is a predicted model, not a curated record. The coding region runs from base 1 to 585 and encodes 194 amino acids. The transcript has 2 exons.